Molecule: messenger RNA, 2200 nt
Organism: Galdieria sulphuraria
Lineage: Eukaryota; Rhodophyta; Bangiophyceae; Galdieriales; Galdieriaceae
Exons: 2
Coding region: 595-2178 (527 amino acids)
Source: RefSeq, a predicted model, not a curated record
AAAUUUCAAUUUCAUCAAAAUGUAUAAAAUCAGUGGAAAUUCUAUUCAACUUGAGAACUGUUGCAAUUUCUGGUUUUUUUGGAGUUGGAACGCAGUUGAGCAUUUUUCGUAGAUAAGCAAAAGUGAGAAACAAACGUAAAUGUAGUCUCUAGAAAUUAUCAUAAUAUCCCUCGAUUCUAUCACGAUAAUUGCUCCAGAAAUCUUAGUUAAACUGUUGGUAGGAGGUGGUUCUGGUUUCUUUGCGAGACAAGAGGUGACUUCCGUGUUUUCCAACUCCCUAUUUUUAUGAAAAAACUAGCUUUGAGAAAGUGGUUGAAGUUAGCGCUUAAAGAGGAAGUUCUUUUAGACAAAUUCUAUUUGUUCUUUUCUCUUUCAAGAUUUCCGAUAGGACUCCAUUUCCCAGCUGUAAACGUUACAUCUUCUUCUGAAACAGAGUAUCUAUAUAGCUGGUUUAAGAUGAGACGUCUUAGUAGACUAAAAGUGUAAGAAUGCAAGGGUUAAUAAGUGCUUUUGGUUUUGAAUGAAACCACGAUAUUGAUGUGCACAACAUAAACCAAGUCCCAAUUCAUAUUGUUUCAAUUCCCUACAGAGAGCAUGUCCGAAAGGCCUCACAGGAGCAACGUUCAAUAUGGUGCCAAACAGGAGGCUACAUAUUGCAACUUGCAGCAAAUAGACCCUUCAACUCAGAGUUUUGAAGAAGAAUACUGGAAAUCAAAAGACUCUGUAGUAAGGGCAAGGCCCAUUCAUAGUGUGCAAGUGUCAAGGGAAAGUCUAAACACGUCGUCACCAACAUUUUUUCCAGAAGAAGAAGCUGCCCUACUAAAGCGUAGACAAACUGAAACAGAUAUAGCGAACUCUCCCAUUUUCAAGCCUAUCUUUGCUUUUACUUCGUCUGUUCUGAACAUCCUUGCGAAGCUAAAGGCUGCAAGUCGGACUGUAGACGUGAAAAGAAUAUAUAGUGAGCUCUUUUCUGUUGUUAUAAACACUGUGUCGGAUAGGAAGUACUUGGAUGUGGCGAAUGUUGUUCAUAGUCUACUAAAGUCUUCAGGCGUUGGAGAGGAACAUACGAUUGCCUUCCAGAACCUUUUCGUUAAUGCUAUUCUAUCCGUCAUAUCUCUUUUGAAUCAGCUUCCUCCUUCUGAAGUAACUAGAUACAGGAUUGCACAAACAAUCAGGGAUGUAGAUUUCGUUAGACAUCAAGGGAGUUUAUCUGGUAUUGAACCGAACCCAGAACAACCAGCUCAGGAGGCUUUGUCUCGCGUCGAAGAUACAAAUUCGAAGAAAACUAUGAGAACUCGUUCGAGCGUAAGUGGUACUCGGAAUCUCUCCAGUGGAUUUUUGGAAGACUAUGGAAAUCUUUAUGCGGAAGAAGAUCAAGACACUGCAGCAAAUUUUUCAGUUACCGGGGUCAAUAACAAUAUUGUUGAUGGUUUUACAGAAGAAUUAAACGCACUUAUUCCCUCUCUUAGUGGGCGUCUUGAAAGGAGAACCAGAGCAGCACGUUUAGUUCAAUGGGACCAGGAGUGUUUGGAGGUUAUAGCAACGGGUUUACAAAGACAGUUGACCAAUCUAAUUGAUCGUGCGAAAGAUGUUGCAGUUAAGAGGAUUCUAGAGUCAGAGAUUAUGAGCCAACUUCAGGAGAAUGAAAAGCAAGAUCCUCGUUAUGAACUGGAAGAGAUUCGCAAAGAAGAGUUACGACAAAUAGAAGCGAUAGUGGAAGCGAACAGGAGACGUAAUGAAGAGGAGGAAGACUUGAGAGAAUCGCAACAAUUGGAUUCUUCCAGUAAACGAAAGGCUUCGGAUAGUCCAUUUGAGUCGGGGGAGAAUAUCAAGAGGUCUCGUAAGAGGCAUAAUGCUCCUUCAUCGGCUUCAGAAUCUCUUCAGAAGACUAAUGAAGCAUUGAGCUCAAGUAUCCAAGGACUGCUUAAGAAACGAAGGGAACAAGCACGCUUAAGCCUCAUGAAACAAAGUGGUGAUACAAAGACUCAUAGUUUACCUUCGCAUGAAAAUAUAUCCCAAACGAAAAGAUUAUUUAAGACCGAACCUGAAAGAAGAAAUGUAACUGUUUCCAUAAGAGAUGUUAUUUUUGUUCUGGAGCGUGACGUUGUUUGCAGAAAAUCGACUUGGUUUUAUAACAAGUAUAAUUCAUUGCGAACAUUGAAUUCUUCAGAAAGAUGAAGUUACAACCAAAGAACCUCGU